ACGGGGGCGGCCGGGGCCGGGGUGGGCGGUGCAGGGUGGCCCCCAGCCGCGAGGGUCGAGCCCCGGUGCCAGCCGCCCUGCGCGGAACCAACGCCGCCUUUCUGGUGGGCGAGGAGGGAAACGGGGAAGGGGGGUGGGGGGGCAUGGAUCAGCGCCUCCCUCCCACGCCCCGCUAUUUCCCCCGCGCGCACCUUCCCACGCGUGUCCGUGCUCCGCCGCGGGCCGCGCCGCCGCCGCCAACCCGAAACCCACGAGGAAACGAUUCGGGCAAAAGAAACUCCCAGAUCUGAGCGACGGGGUUCAGCCGAUCGUGAGAAACCAGAAGAAUCUCAGAGACUUUGAUGAUAAAUUGGGGACGCCCCCAGGACUCAGGACCGGAGGAGAGAUGGCCAAUCCUGUCCCGUCAGCCUGCUGCGUGGUGCUCGCCGCGGUGGUGGUGGUGUACGCUCAGAGGCACAGCCAGCAGGACAGCCACAUCCAGUAUGAGCGGGUAGGUGCCGAUGUGACCAUGAAGUGUGGCUCCAUGGACUGGGAUGCAGCUGUGACCUGGACGGCCAAUGGCACCGACAUCGAUGACUCCCACCUAAAUGGGUCCUACCUGAUCCUGAAGAACGUGGACCUGACACAGAGUGGCCAGUACUCCUGCUAUGAGGGCUCCUCCUGGCACCUCAAGUACCAGACCUACCUUAGGGUGGGAGUCCCCCCAAAAGAGCCACUGCUGACGUGUCGGUCCAACAACUACCCGAAGGGUUUCUACUGUGUCUGGCACCUGCCCAGCCCUACCUACAUCCCCAACUCCUUCAACAUCUCUGUCAUACAUGGCACAAGAGAGAUGGUCUGUGAGAAGGACAUCUUCCCCAAAAACAGGUGUCACAUCAGAUACCUCCAGCUCUUCUCAACAGUGAAGUACAAGGUGACUCUGACAGUCACGAAUGCUCUGGGCAAAAGCUCCACCACUCUCACCUUUGACGAGUUCGCCAUAGUAAAGCCAGAUCCUCCAGAGUUCGUGGUGGCCAAGCCUGUGCCCAAUAACCCUCGGCGGCUGGAAGUGUCAUGGCAGAAUCCUUCAUCCUGGCCUGACCCUGAGUCCUUCCCACUCAAGUUCUUCCUGCGCUAUCGACCCCUCAUCCUGGACCAGUGGCAGCACGUAGAGCUGUCGGAUGGGACGUCACACACCAUCACAGAUGCCUAUGCUGGCAAGGAGUACAUCAUCCAGGUGGCCGCCAAAGACAAUGAUAUUGGAACGUGGAGCGACUGGAGUGUAGCUGUGCAUGCCACCCCCUGGACAGAGGAGCCCAAGCACCUCACCACGGAGGUCCAGAUCACAGAGACGACGAGCACCAGCACUUCCUCUUUCAUGCCACCCCCCACCACCAAGAUCUGUGACAAGGGGGCCGGUGUGGGCAGUGGGGCCGUGGCAGUGUGUUGGACAGCUGGACUGGUCUUGGCGGCCUAUGGUGUACUCUUUAUUUAAUCCCCAUCCGUCGCAGCCCAGCGGAGUCAACCUCCCACAGCCACCACCACCGCCACCACCACACUCCCUCCUCACCCUGCCCGUUUUGAGUCUCUUUAUCUCUUCGAUUUUGCACACGUUGAGGACGUAUCACGCUUCUCGCCGUCGCUGCGGAGGAGGACAGAGCCACCAUCCCUCCCUCCAGGGGGACCUGCCCCAAAAAACCUCGCCAAGAGCCCAGAGCGAGGACACGCACUUGUCCCCAUGUCACCCACCCCGUCUCCACUCCCAGCAAGGCGCAACGAGCCCGGGCACCGUGCUGCAGCCCUGGACCCUGCGGGCCAGCCCCGCCAUCGCUCAUACAGCUAACCCGCCACGCCAAAGACGUGCCACUGCCGCUCCACCAUGCCAUCGGGAUGCGGGUGAUAGAGAGCGUGAUGGCACGCUCGGAAGAGGGGACGGGAAACAGGGACAGGGAUGGAGGGAUGCUCUCAACCUGUGG
This is a messenger RNA of Coturnix japonica (Japanese quail), 1955 nucleotides long. It is a transcript of the gene CNTFR, whose product is annotated as ciliary neurotrophic factor receptor. The record is from RefSeq and is a predicted model, not a curated record. Gene Ontology annotation, cellular component: CNTFR-CLCF1 complex; membrane; ciliary neurotrophic factor receptor complex. Lineage: Eukaryota; Metazoa; Chordata; Aves; Galliformes; Phasianidae. Gene Ontology annotation, molecular function: interleukin-11 receptor activity; interleukin-11 binding; ciliary neurotrophic factor receptor activity. Gene Ontology annotation, biological process: positive regulation of cell population proliferation; ciliary neurotrophic factor-mediated signaling pathway.